CUCCAACAUCUAACCAUCAUCCUCCUCUAGUUUAGUCCGAGUUUCACAGAAAUGGCCAGUUUUAUCUUGCACCAUUUGUAAAUGGACAAUUGAUAUUUUUUGUCUUUUCUUUUUGCUCUGCUCAUUUUUCUUCCUCUCAGAAACCAUUCUUGAACUCGGCUGAAGCAAAGCCCCAUGCUCAGAGGCAGAGCUCCGGCUGCACUCAUGUCCUCCGUCAUCGCUCCCUCCAAUCCCUCCGGCUCCACGGGACCCAAAGAGGUGGAAUUGAUCCUGGUGAAGGAGCAGAAUGGUGUUCAGUUCACCGCCUCCACCCUCGUUGCGCCAACCGGACAGACUCACCCAUCUGGAGAGGAGCGAGAAACCUGGGCCAAGAAAAUCGACUUCCUGCUAUCGGUUAUUGGCUUCGCUGUGGACCUCGCCAACGUCUGGAGGUUCCCCUACCUGUGCUACAAGAAUGGAGGAGGCGCCUUUCUCGUCCCCUACCUGUUCUUCAUGGUAAUUGCCGGAAUGCCGCUCUUCUAUAUGGAGCUAGCGUUGGGACAAUACAACCGUGAAGGAGCUGCUGGAGUGUGGAAGAUCUGUCCCAUAUUUAAAGGUGUCGGCUUCACCGUGAUCCUCAUCUCGCUCUACGUGGGGUUCUACUAUAACGUCAUCAUCGCUUGGGCGCUGUUCUACCUGUUCUCAUCGUUCUCUGCCGAGCUGCCGUGGGUCGACUGCAACAACACGUGGAACAGCGCAAACUGCUCCGACCUCAACGCCACCUUCCUGAACGACUCGCACAAAGCCACACCCGCUCUGGAGUACUUUGAGCGUGGUGUGCUGCACCUUCAGGACAGUGCGGGGAUCGAUAAUCUCGGUCUGCCUCGCUGGCAGCUCACUUCCUGUCUCGCUGUCGUCAUCGUCGUUCUUUACUUCAGCCUGUGGAAGGGAGUCAAGACCUCGGGCAAAGUGGUGUGGAUCACCGCCACUAUGCCUUACGUGGUUCUGACGGUUCUCCUGCUCCGGGGUGUGACUCUGCCUGGAGCCAUGGAUGGCAUUAAAGCCUACCUGAGUGUGGACUUCCUACGCCUGUGUGAUGCUCAGGUCUGGAUUGAGGCGGCGACGCAAAUCUGCUUUUCUUUAGGAGUCGGCUUCGGUGUUUUAAUCGCCUUCUCCAGCUACAACAAAUUCACCAACAACUGCUACAGAGACGCCAUCAUCACCAGCUCCAUCAACUCACUGACCAGCUUCUUCUCCGGCUUUGUCAUCUUCUCCUUCCUGGGCUACAUGUCGCAGAAACACAACGUGGCCCUUGAUAAAGUCGCUACAGAUGGCCCUGGUUUGGUGUUUAUAAUUUACCCAGAAGCCAUUGCAACGUUGCCGGGCUCCUCGGUCUGGGCCGUGAUCUUCUUCAUCAUGCUGCUCACGCUGGGCAUCGACAGCGCUAUGGGCGGGAUGGAGUCGGUGAUCACGGGACUCAUUGAUGAAUUCAAGUGCCUGCACAAACACAGAGAACUGUUCACGCUCUUCAUUGUGGUGUCCACCUUCCUCAUAUCGCUGUUCUGUGUCACCAACGGAGGAAUCUAUGUGUUCACAUUAUUGGACCACUUUGCAGCAGGGACAUCGAUCCUCUUCGGCGUGCUGAUUGAAGCCAUCGGCAUCGCCUGGUUUUAUGGUGUGGAUCGUUUCAGUGAUGAUAUCCAGGAGAUGAUUGGCCAGCGCCCUGGAAUUUACUGGCGACUCUGCUGGAAAUUCGUCAGUCCCUGUUUCCUGCUGUUCAUGGUGGUGGUGAGCUUCGCGACCUUUAACCCCCCGAAAUACGGCUCCUACUCGUUCCCCACAUGGGCCAACAUGCUUGGCUGGUGUCUGUCCAUCUCCUCCAUGAUCAUGGUUCCCAUUUAUGCCAUCUACAAGUUCUGUGUGCUGCCUGGAAGCUUCUGCACCAAACUGGCGUAUGCCAUCACGCCAGAGACGGAGCACCACCUGGUGGAACAUGGGGAGGUCCGACAGUUCACGCUUCAUCACUGGCUGGUGGUGUGAAUGUUGCAAAAAGUAUUUCAAAAGAGUCAACUCCUCCAGCUCUGUAGGGGGUGCUGUGUGCCAAACAAGCCGUAUGUCUCGUCCUUCUCUUUCUCACGUAAAAAAAAAAAUAAUAAUGAUAAUAAUAAUAAUAAUAAUAAAAAGUGUGGCAGUGAUGUGGUAUUGAUCACAACAUGGUCAAAAUUCUGUCAGUAAAAAAAAUCUUUUUCAGGCUGUAUCCCAAACGCUAGCAGCUAACAGGAAAAUAGCUAUCCAGAGAAAAAAAACCCUCCAAUGAUGAGGAUGGGAGUUAUAGCUGAGGGUUUUAAUUUUGAAAAAAUGGCCGAUCUGAAGAAGCAACCAUUCUAGCGUUUGGGAAACGGCCGCGCUCUCGCUAUACGAUGACUGUUACGACGACUGUUUACUGUUUCAAUAUUCUUUUGUGAUUAGAGUACAAACUGAGCCUUAUUGAUCAAUGUGAUUGACGUGUGGAAAACUGUAUACUGACUACGAACCUAGCGACGAAUAAUGUUGAAUAAUAUCUAGUGAGAUAGUCGAAUCUGUACAUCUUAUUUGUGUUUGGAAACGAGAAAAACAAUGGACGUGCUGAUCAGGUUGAUCCACUUAACGAAGCCAUAUUUACACAUUAGCUUUACUCCGCUGUUCAUUUACACUUUCACAGAUAUUAGCAUGACACGACUCCUAUUAGACGUGAGCUGGAGACUGGUUACAGUACCGAUGCUUCGCGACAUCCAGCAAAUUUAACAUUGAUUCAUUUUAACAUCAUAGUAUUUUAUUUUGUGAGAAUAUUUUACUGUGAAAUCACCAACACACAUGAAUAAGCUGCUGAAUACUCAGUAGCUAAAGUGAAAAAAUUACGGUGUUCCUUUAACGAUCUAAAUACACGCACAUUUGAAGAAAUCUAACGUGCGUAUAUUUAUUCAUCAUAACAUUGUCCCUCAUCAUGUACUGAAGUGAAACUUAUCACCUGCUGUAAAAUAUAUAUAUAUAUAAUCAAUAAAGA
Molecule: messenger RNA, 3022 nt
Organism: Hemibagrus wyckioides
Lineage: Eukaryota; Metazoa; Chordata; Actinopteri; Siluriformes; Bagridae
Gene: slc6a3
Product: solute carrier family 6 member 3
Exons: 15
Coding region: 175-2019 (614 amino acids)
Biological process (GO): sodium ion transmembrane transport; dopamine uptake involved in synaptic transmission
Cellular component (GO): neuron projection; neuronal cell body membrane; plasma membrane
Molecular function (GO): norepinephrine:sodium symporter activity; dopamine:sodium symporter activity
Source: RefSeq, a predicted model, not a curated record